Molecule: messenger RNA, 1467 nt
Organism: Peronospora belbahrii
Lineage: Eukaryota; Oomycota; Peronosporomycetes; Peronosporales; Peronosporaceae
Source: the annotation of a GenBank genome assembly
AUGCUUGUCGACGAUGGGCGAGCGGCUCGUCCGCCACUUGUAGUACCGUCUCCGCCAGCUAGUACAGGGAUCAGCGAACGUAGUCGUCACUCACGUAAGGUGACGCGUGAUAUUGCAGCAUUAGAUUUCCUACAGAACAUUCCUAUGCGGUCUGAGAGCAUUCUCACAGUCACCGAACCACCGCCUGCUUCGGAGAUUGACACUGACGAGUCAAAGGUGGAUAGUGCCAAUGGUUUGAAUGCAGGAGUAAAUAGCUCUGAUAUAGAACCAUUGGCUGGAAGAAGAUUACCGGGUAUGACAGCUACAAUUGUACACGUACCACCUCUGUUCCGCUACCGCUUUACGACAAAAUUUCCAGCGGCAUCAGCCGUUGUUCGACGUUGGGAGGGUGUUACAGCUCAGCAAGGACUACUGGACGCUAGAAUAUUCUUUUCUAGAGGUCGUGGGUAUCCACUAGCGACAUCGACUGUUAUAAAGUACAAUGGCAAUGAAACGACAGCGAGGAGGAUCAGGUUUGCGUCCAUGAGCACAUUGGCCUUGGAGCGGCCGUCAUCGACUCACUACGACUGGAGAGGCACCUCAUACUUCCGACUGUUGCACGCCACUUGGUCGGCUUGCGAUGCGGAUCGAGAUCGCGAAGACGCUCACCCGGAGCGUGUACCAUACUCGGCCAGUUUCUUAGAUGAUCCAGAAUUCCGUCAGGGUCGCCACCGACAUGUGGUGCGUGGUGACAAGAGUCUCGGACCCAUUGUGUCCAGUAUCCUGCUAUUUGUCAAGCCACAUGAGCUUAAGGACGAGCUAAAUCAAAAGUUUCAGGAAAAGCAUGCGUGGUGGCUGCAAGACCCGUCGUUGUCAUUGAGCAAACUGAGGCAUUUGAAGCGAGAGGCGAUCAUGUGCAGUCAGCGACUGGAUCUGGAAGUUGCCACCAUGGCUCUGGCCUGUGUGCUUUUCGAAAAACUGGUGCUGCAGCACUACGUCACGAAGGUCAAUCGCAAGCUUUACAUGGCAGUGUGUUUUCUACUGGCUGCUAAGUUCAACGAACCCUGUGCAUCGGACAAACGCAAGCGUGUAAUUCAUGAGCUACUAGAGGAUAUUGACCGAGUGCACGCCAUUCCAUCACGAGACGUUCUCACAGCUGAGUUCACAGUGUAUGCUCAGCUUUCAUUCAACCUUCACGUUCCUAUAGCUGAAGUUCAUCCACACUUUGUUCGAUUGUUGAAGCUUAUUGAGAGUAAUCCGCGCAAGUAUCUAGACGAUGACGUCUUUACAUCUUACUCGGCGUUAUUGGCGAAGGAAAAGCAGGCAGAAAAUCUUGGUAUGGUAUUGUUGGAUCCUCUCGAUGAAUUUGAUGAGACAACGGACGGUGAGGCCCGAUUGAGUGAUGAGGGGGAGGACGCUGGACAUAAAAGCGGAAAGGACAGCGAGCAACGAGCAAGGAAGCGAAAAAGUGCUGGUGGUGGGGGGUAA